Molecule: messenger RNA, 2920 nt
Organism: Oncorhynchus kisutch (coho salmon)
Lineage: Eukaryota; Metazoa; Chordata; Actinopteri; Salmoniformes; Salmonidae
Product: growth factor receptor-bound protein 2
Exons: 6
Coding region: 617-1270 (217 amino acids)
Molecular function (GO): protein binding
Source: RefSeq, a predicted model, not a curated record
CUAUUGCUGCAUCAGGCAUAACAAAGUUAUGUGACAGACAGAGAUACAUAUAUUUUCGCUGUACUUGAAUUUGUUUUUUAAAAGAGCAAUGCAACCACAGAGCUUUAUGCAGCUAGCUAUUAGGUGAAAGUAUCGCGAUAGACGGUCCAAGUGGCUCGCAGACGAGACCUAUGGGCUGGUCAGACACUCUGCUCACAGCGCGAGGCAGGAGCCGAAGCAGCAGCAGCAGCACCCAAAGCAUCUGGAAGGAAGCGGAAAUAAACGUCGCUGGCUAGUUCGAGUUUAAGCAAAAACAGACGGAUUUUGUAUAUUUACCUCCACUAACAAAACUAUAAAGUGUGGAUUCUAAACAAUAAGGACAUUUGAUCAAGCAAGAAGUUUACAUUUCACAGGUUAACUGGCGGAUACCUUCUGUGAGCUUUAUGUGAGGAGCCAUCCCUAAAGGAACGGGUCAUAGACGGGAGGAGCGACUCGGAGCAAGCAACCGAUCACAGAAUUCUUGAACAGUUAUUUUUUUAUACUGAAGUUACUGGUCUCCACACAUCAACGACAGGGAAUAAAACAGCAUUCACCCUCACAAGUACCCUAAACCCACAGUUAUCCAACAAUCCGUACCAUGGAGGCCAUUGCCAAAUAUGAUUUCAAAGCCACUGCUGACGACGAGUUAAGUUUUAAACGUGGGGAAGUUCUAAAGGUAUUAAAUGAAGAGUGUGACCAGAACUGGUACAAAGCAGAAUUGAACGGGAAAGACGGCUUCAUCCCCAAGAACUACAUAGAGAUGAAAGCACAUCCGUGGUUCUUUGGCAAGAUCCCUCGUGCCAAGGCAGAGGAGAUGUUGAACAAACAGAGGCACGACGGGGCCUUCCUCAUCCGAGAGAGUGAGAGUGCGCCAGGGGACUUCUCCCUAUCUGUCAAGUUUGGAAAUGACGUUCAGCACUUCAAAGUCCUGCGUGAUGGGGCAGGAAAGUACUUCCUGUGGGUGGUGAAGUUCAACUCGCUCAACGAGCUGGUGGACUACCACCGCUCCACCUCUGUAUCCCGCAACCAGCAGAUCUUCCUGCGUGACAUUGAGCAGGUCCCCCAGCAUCCCACAUAUGUACAGGCUCUCUUUGACUUUGACCCCCAGGAGGAUGGCGAGCUGGGCUUCCGACGCGGAGACUUCAUCCAGGUCCUGGACAACUCUGACCCUAACUGGUGGAAGGGAGGAUGCCACGGGCUGACGGGCAUGUUCCCCCGCAACUAUGUGACACCAGUCAACCGGAACAUGUAAAGAAACACACAAAUAUCAACAACCACCCCAUAUCAACCCAUCAAGAAGACAUCAGGAACAGAGAGGGAGAAUGCAACAAGGAAUGAAAAAUGGAGGAGGAGUUCUGUCGACGGCAUCACCUUGUCGGUGGCAGCUGAGCAAAGCCAACUUUUAACACUGAGAAUGUUCGCCUCCAUAGUGAACGCUUCAGUCAGAACUGAACUGUUAUUGAGGAAAAACACAGAGAAACUAAGCAUAGUGCACCAAAAGUGAAGAUAAUGAGAAUGAUUCUAUACCUAGACUCCCACAUCUGCUUCUGUCCUCUUCUCUACAUCUUUACAUGCGUUUUCUUUUCCUUUUUUGCUGCAUGUUUUAAUCACCUAAAUUAAAUACCAAUAAAUCCUAACGCUGUUUUAAAUAAAGAUACAUGUACAAAUAUUUUAAAAAGUGAUUGAAAAAAAAAGAAAAAAGAAUACUGAUAUCUGCAGCAAGUUAUGAAGUCCAAGAUCAUUGGCAUUGUACAUCAGCCCAGGGCUGUAUAAAUAAAUCACCUACAGUAUAGAGAGAAUCCAUUUUUUAAGAAUAUAUAUUAUAUAUAUUUGUAUGUGUUUUACCAGUCAUCACAAAUUGUAUUGUUUCUUUUCCAUCUGUAAAUUAUGUUAAAAAAUGUUAGUCUGGAAUAGACCUAGUAGCUCUGGGAUAAGCUGAAUUGUCAGUAUAAUUGUCUGUAUAAUUUUUCCUGAAUUAUUUGAGGGCUCCUAGAUAAAAUGGCAUGAUAUUUAAAACAUGAAAUAAUUUCCUAAUUUUCUGUUAUUUUUAACAAAACCAAUCGUGUCAGGAAGCUAACGCCGAGCAGCGAGUAGAGCCAUGUAUGUUGCAUGAGCUGUUGUAUUAUGAAACCCUGUAAAAGGCCAUCCACCUUUUGAAGCCAAUGUAUUUAUUGCAGCCAUUUUACUCUUGGGCCGUGAAUGUAGCUGACUGAGUCCAUAGACAUUGACAUGAGGGAAGCAAGGUCGGAGAACUGAACAACACAACUGCAAGGGAUUUCCGAGAAGUGCUGAAUUAAUAAUGGUGUCAAUAUAAAAUUAUAUAGAGAGAUGUAUGAAAAAUAUGCAUCAAUCACACACGCGCACACAUUAACAGUCCCCUCCUUGUUAGACUCAUACAUAACAAGUAGGUGAGUUGGAUAAUCACAUGAUGGCGUGAUAAACAGUUUGAGAAAAUUGUGUCUUUUAUGCUUAAAGUUGAGAGAUCAGCUUGACCAAUGUUGUUUUUCUCUCGUCUGUGGCGUGUCAAGCACUUUUUAUGUUAAGCAUUUGAUUUCUGGUCUGGUGUGUUUUUUUUCUGUGUGUGUUUAGUUUAGUUUGUUCUCUCUGGAUAGUGCCUUUCUCUCUGGUGUUUCAGUGUCUCCGACCUGCUGCUUUGAGCCCCUUUGUGGGGCCCGUCAAUCCUGCAGUGAGAAACCAUGUACAUAAUCCAACUUGUCCCAUCAACGCCACAUCUCCCUCCCUCCCUGUGCCCUUUCCAACAUGGAACUUUUCUUAUUUAAGUGUAUCUUGCCUUCUCUUCCCUAUUGAUACUGUUUUUUUUGCCUCUUUUUUUAAAUUUAAUUUUUAAAUAAAAAUGCAAUUCUACAAAUAAAAAAAGAGCAACCAUGUGGUGUGGUCCAUA